UUGAGGGGUGGGUCAACCGGAUAAGCAAGAUUAUCGUAUUAAAAUGUUCUACUGCAGGAAAGCCUACAGGUUUUGACAUAAGAAAAGUACUGGCGAACCUAAAAAAGUUCGUCAGCUUUAUUAUUUUUAAUGUAGCUCUAAGGAUAUUUUAGCUGUUCACAAGUUUGAGUGGCUUAUAUUAUUGUCUAGCCAUAAUAUAUAAAUAAAAAAAAUAACACAUGUUAACGUUUUUCUUGAGACAGGACAAACCAGCUGAUCAAAACAAGCAAGACCCGAAAAAGGCAUCACUAAAAGAUUACGAACGGCAAGAUUUUUAUGGAGCGAUGAUGACAUUAUCGAUCCUACACUCCUGUGCUUGCCCUAGGAAAUCCUUCGGUGACCUUUUCCCUGGUACUCGACCCAUGCAACCAAGGAAAGAGGAAACAAAAACAAGGAUAGGGAAUCUUCUUGUGGUAGCAGUGCUUGUUGCUGGUGUGACCUUUGCGGGUGCUAUUCAAUUACCACAAUUAAGGGGUAACUUUAACUCAAGUGAACAUCAUCAUGAAUUUCACAGCAGUAAUAUUACUGCCUCCCACAAGAUCAGUACUGCCUCUUACAGUCCUCCUGAUUAUGAGAGGCUUCUGUAUGGCUAUUUAUCUUGCAAUGUUUGGGCUUUCUCUCUCUCUCUGGUGGCCUCUCUAAGCCUUCUUAUGGCAAACUUUAGUGAUCCCAAUUAUGAAAUCAUUGCGGUUGGACUUUCAGUCUUCAUGGUUGGUUCGGCUAUUCUCGUGAUGUUCGCGGCAUUCAUUUAUUCUUUGACUAUAGCAUUACUGGGAUCCCAUGAUGCGUGGUUAAAAAUGACCAUUACAGUGGAGGCCUUUACGGGUUUAUGCUGUGGUUUACAUUCUUAUUCCUUGGAUUCUUCCGUUCGAAAGCAUCCCAAAUCUUCAAGGAAUGCUCUUGCAUUAUUUGUACUACAUCUAUUCUUUGUUUCAUUUCUACACUUACGAGUGGCUGCCUUAUAAAAUUUACAAGAGAAAGCACAAAUAACUAUCCAGGAUGAUCUUCACCAGCAGAGAGGUCAGGAUUUGUUGGAUUUCCCACUUUUAAAAGGUUUAGGGAUCGCUUGUCUCUGUCGAUUGUAAUAAUUAUUUGAAUUUGAAAUAACUUUCGAGUUUCCAAUUGAAUGCAUGCGCGUUUCUAAAGUUUUUUUUUUUUUUGUUUUUUUAAGCAUGCAUUUAUUACACUCCUUCUGUUGUACAAAUAUUAAAAAUACAAAUUA
Messenger RNA from Populus euphratica (Euphrates poplar), 1261 nucleotides. RefSeq lists its product as uncharacterized. The coding region runs from base 219 to 1004 and encodes 261 amino acids. The record is from RefSeq and is a predicted model, not a curated record. Lineage: Eukaryota; Viridiplantae; Streptophyta; Magnoliopsida; Malpighiales; Salicaceae. The transcript has 2 exons.